Molecule: messenger RNA, 1149 nt
Organism: Scedosporium apiospermum
Lineage: Eukaryota; Fungi; Ascomycota; Sordariomycetes; Microascales; Microascaceae
Product: Sterol-4-alpha-carboxylate 3-dehydrogenase, decarboxylating
Exons: 2
Coding region: 1-1149 (382 amino acids)
Biological process (GO): steroid biosynthetic process
Molecular function (GO): 3-beta-hydroxy-Delta5-steroid dehydrogenase (NAD+) activity
Source: RefSeq, a predicted model, not a curated record
AUGGCUCAAACAACAGAAGAAAGGAAAGCCGACCUUGGCAAAGUCCUCGUCAUCGGCGGCAACGGCUUCCUAGGCCACCACAUUGUCAAGCUCCUCCUCACCUCCUGGGUCGCCACCGUUUCCGUCAUCGACCUCAAGUGCGUGCGCAACCGCCUCGACGGUCCCUCCUACCACGAGGCCGACAUCACCGAUGCUGCGGCUGUCCAGUCCAUCUUCGACGAGGUCCGCCCCGACAUCGUCAUACACACCGCCUCUCCUGCGCCCCAGGCUGAGGGCAAGAUUGCCAAUGCUCUGUUCCAGAAGGUCAAUGUUGAGGGUACCAAGGCUAUCGUUGAUGCCUGCCUCAAGAGUGGUGUCAAGGCCCUCGUGUAUACUAGCUCCGCGAGCGUCAUGUCGGAUAACAAGAGCGAUCUGCGGAAUGCCACAGAGGAGUUUCCCAUAAUCAGGGGUGUUCACCAGACCGAAUACUACUCCGAGACCAAGGCCGAAGCCGAAGACAUCGUCCUCAAAGCAAACCGCACCGGCUCCCACAACCUCCUCACAGCCGCCAUCCGCCCCGCCGGCAUCUUCGGCGAAGGCGACACCAUGACCCUCAGGCACAUGAUCCAAGUCUACAUCGACGGCCGCACCAACGUGCAAGUCGGCGACAACAACAACCUCUUCGACUUCACCUACGUCGUCAACGUCGCCCACGCACACCUCCUCGCCGCCCUGCGCCUCCUCGCCACCCACCGCCUCAUCCCCACGAUCCCCCUCGACACCGAGCGCGUCGACGGCGAGGCCUUCAUUAUUACCAAUGAUAGCCCCGUGUACUUUUGGGACUUUGCUAGGGCUAUAUGGAAGGCUGCUGGGAACGAUAAGGGGCUUGAAGGUGUUUGGAAGCUGCCUACCGAUGUUGGCAUCUUUUUGGGGCUGCUGAGCGAGAUUGCUUUUGGUAUUAUUGGCAAGCCUCCUACUUUUAACCGCCAGCGCAUCAUCUACUCGUCUAUGACAAGGUACUACAACAUCUCCAAGGCGAAGCAGAGGCUUGCCUACAGGCCGAUUGUGCCUCUUGGCGAAGGUAUCGAGAGGGGCGUCAAGUGGUGUCUUGAGACGAAUAAGGAGCUCGGCGCUGCUGUUGCCGCCUUGAAGAAGAACAAGGCGCAAUAA